AUGUGGCGCUUCCUCACCUACUUGCGGCUAAAAGCGACCGUCACGCUCCUCCGCUUUCUCCUGAGGCUGCGACAAGGCACCCCCGCCAUCUCGCCCAGCGCCAGCGUGCUGCACAUCCCCUCGCGCGACGCGCGACGCACCAUCAAGGCGCACGUGUACCGCUCCUCCGCCCACGCCAGCAGCCCGUCCACGCCGACGGCCGUUCUCGUCAACUUCCACGGCUCCGGCUUCGUCCUGCCGCAGCACGGCACCGACGACUUCUUCUGCACGCUGAUCGCCGCGAAGACGCCGUACACGGUGCUCGACAUCCAAUACCGACUCGCGCCCGAGCACCCCUUCCCCGCCGCCGUUCACGAUGCCGAGGACGCCGUCAAGUACGUGCUCGCCAACCCGGCCCUCUACGAUGCCGCCCGCCUCUCCCUCUCCGGCUUCAGCGCGGGCGCCAACCUCGCCCUCGUCUGCGCCGGCGCCCUGCCCGCGAGCUUCCCUCCGGCCACCUUCAGCGCCUGCCUCGCCUUCUACCCGCCCGCCGACCUGACCAUCGAGCCCGCCGCGAAGAAGGCGCCGGAUCCCACCGGCCAGCCCAUUCCGGCCAGGAUCGCGAGCUUCUUCGACGAGUGUUAUAUCCCGCCCGGCGUGCAUCCGAGUGACCCGCGCAUCAGCCCCGCCCGUGCGGAGCCGGGCAACUUUGCGGGCACGACUGUCGCGGUGCUGACCGGUGCAUACGACGGGCUGGCUCCGGAGGCCGAGGCGCUGGCGGCGAAGAUCGAGGAGACCAGGGAGGCGAGGGUGGUCAAGAAGAGGUUUGAGCGGUGCAAUCACGCAUGGGACAAGCGUGCGGCGCCUGGGAGCGUGCAGGAGAAGGCCAGGGACGAGGCAUACGCGAUUGCGGUGGAUGUGCUGAUGGGGCGGUAA
Diplodia corticola is the source of this 915-nucleotide messenger RNA. Its product is annotated as esterase lipase. The record is from RefSeq and is a predicted model, not a curated record. The coding region runs from base 1 to 915 and encodes 304 amino acids. Gene Ontology annotation, molecular function: hydrolase activity. The transcript has a single exon. Lineage: Eukaryota; Fungi; Ascomycota; Dothideomycetes; Botryosphaeriales; Botryosphaeriaceae.